Molecule: messenger RNA, 2262 nt
Organism: Linum trigynum
Lineage: Eukaryota; Viridiplantae; Streptophyta; Magnoliopsida; Malpighiales; Linaceae
Source: the annotation of a GenBank genome assembly
GUGCAGGACUGGCAUAGGUACAAUCUUCUUAGCUUCAGAAUCUUGAGUGACUCGUGAUGAUCACAAGCAAUGAUGGAAGCAGCUACGUUGCUAAAUUUCCCACGAUGUAGGGUAAUGGACAAAUGGUGAAGCUGGCCACCAUUGGCGGCAGCAGAGCAUUGCAUGACACUAUGAAACAGCCCUAUACCAGGUCUUGUACAGAAAUAUCUUCCAAAAUCAAAGGUGAUGCUCCUCACAGCCACAAAAUCGAAUCUGAUAGAUAAAAUACUUCUUCACAUGUUCUAUGAAACUUGAAUUUUCGCGAACGGUUUCGAUUGAAAUUGAGGUUAGGAGUUGCUUUCCACAAAUUUCUCCACCUCUUUUCAUAGUAGGCUGGUCUGAACUGCAGAUUUCGCGUCAAGGAACUAGAGAACGUGAUCGAUAAUGUUGUAUGGAAGAUCGCUCAACCUGUUGAUUUGUUCUUCGACAUCGUGCCUCCUAAUUUCGGGUUUCUUCUUGUCCAUCUUAGAGUUCCCUGCCAUAUCCUCUUCCUCCUUACCAUGAAUCAUAUUGUUGCUGCAGACAAGAAAUGUUCAAACUAAGGGAAGAACAAACAACAGUGUCACUUUGGUAAGAGGGAGAAAGGGAAUAAAGAGAGACGACAAGGGCAAUAUUGUAUUUUACUAUCAAUCGAAUCCGAGUCAGCACAUUUCUUCUCUUUUUCUUUUUCUAUUCCAAAACAAGGGAUAAAACGAAUCCGUGUGCAGAAGCCGAAGCAAUCGCCACUUUACUGAUCCAGACAUCCAGUGACUCUGUUUCAGCAACCACACCAACCACCAAACCAAUCUUUCCGAUGGAGUUCACGGCGGCGCAGCUGAGUCAGUUCGACGGCACCGACCCAUCGAAGCCCAUCUACGUGGCAAUCAAGGGCCGGGUGUUCGACGUCAGCUCCGGCAAUUCCUUCUACGGUCCUGGGGGAUCCUACGCCAUGUUCGCGGGGAAGGACGCGAGCAGAGCUCUGGCGAAGAUGAGCAAGAACGACGAAGACGUCAUCCCUUCGCUCGACGGCCUCUCCGACAAGGAGAUCGGCGUGCUCGCCGAUUGGGAGAAGAAGUUCGAGGCUAAGUACCCUGUUGUCGGCCGCGUCGUCUCUUAAAAACUCUGCCUUUCAAAACCCUAGCUCAAAAGAGUCCAAGAUUGGAUUUUUAAUUGAAAUAUGUAUUUGUGCUGUACUGUAUUAACUCUCGAUCUGACUCUCUCUGAAUCUCUGUGUGAUUGAAUAAAGCCAUGUGGGCUUUGUGUUGCUCUGGAUUUUCUACAAUGGGGAGGAAUUGAAUUCCUCUUAGCCUUUGAUUGCCUUUGGAGUUGCAACUGAUUGAUGUAAUGUAAUAAUAGCUCUCUGGCUUUGCUGGAACUUAGCUCCAUUUUUGCUCUGUUCGUUUUUUGUGAUCUUGAUGGUGACUUGCUGCAGAGUUUCCCUCCCCAAAAUGUUGUAGGCUUAGAUCGAGUUCUUAUGUUGCAGUAGCCAGUAUGGACAUGUUGAAUUCUUGGUAACAACUCUUACAACUGCACUGUAGCUUUGUUGAUUGAAAUUGCUGUAAUGGAGCAGCAGGGACUGUCAAAACCAGGAUGGUUUGAUCGGGUGAUGAAUCAGAUUCAUGAACGCGAGAUCUGUAUGCAUCACAGUCGUUAUCGGCAUUCGUAGAUUUUUCCUUCACUGAUCUCCAAUCUCUCUGGAGGAGAACCAAUGUGGAAGAGAUAAAAGGGAGAUCUCCAAUCUCUAUAUACGGGGAACCAAUGUUGACGAGAUAAAGAGGGAGAGUGGUUUGUUUUCAGAAGAAAGUAUCUCCUUAUUCACGAUGGCACUCUCAAAGUCGACAUUUUUUUUCAUAGAAAGUCUAAAAUUGGCUUAGAGACCAAAUCAGUCUAAUCUGUGGUGAAAAUUUUCAACCCUCCAAAAAUGAUGUGUCUCCUCAAGUCAAAUCUCUCUACCACAUUUUCCUCUCUUGUGUUCUUAUUUUCGGGUUCAUUAGCAUCAAAUUUUAGCAUCAAAUUUCUCUUUAUCAAUUUGGCUAGAUUAUCGUUCCUCUGAAUUCUUAUUCCUGGAUUCUGGUUGUCGUCGUUCAUCCCUCCUUUCCACAUUUGUAAGUUAACCCCCUCUAUCUCCACAUUUCUCAUAUGCAACAAAAAGAAGAGGAAAAUGGCUUUUUUUCUUGGAUUGGUUAGUGGCAAAAUCGUUUAUCCUAGAUGUUCAAGCAUGUAGAAUUAAAGAUCAAUAUUGUA